UUUCCCUUGGGCAGCACUGCAGCCAUGUGGAUGGUGUCACUGCCGGUCGAUGAAGGAUCUCACCAGCUUUGGGAGCACGGCAAAGGUGUUUUGCAGUCCACCAAGAAGCUGUUCCUGAGCGAGCGGACGGGACAGGGUCGGAGCCUGGCGCUGGAAUUCAUCCGGAGGAACGCUGCCAACGGGCUCUCGGUGGCCAACCUGGUGGCCGGGCUCUCCUCCAUCCUCUGCAGCCUCAACAGGCAGCACCACCACUCCUCCUGGCUCUUGCUUGUGGGAUUCCUCCUGGAUCUGGCUGAUGGUGCUGUCGCCCGGAGGCUCAAUGCCUGCUCGGCACUGGGUGCCAAGCUGGAUGAUUUUGCUGAUUUCACCACGUUUGGGCUGGCCACGGCGCUGCUGCUGCAGCCACAAGGGGUGCUGAGCGGGGUGCUGGCCCUCGCCUAUGUGCUGGCCGUGUUCGCCCGCCUCUGCUUCUUCUCCAGCGGGAUCCCCUUCACCUACCGGGGGCUGCCCUGUCCCUAUGGAUCCUCAAUGGUGGCGGGCACCUUCCUGCUGUCCGGGGGCAACGUGGCCCUGCUGCGGGUCACCGCUGGCAUCAUGACCGUCUUCAUGCUGAACCAGAGCUUCUACCCCCAUGACAAGGUGCUGGAGUCCCAGCUCUGGAAGAAACUGGUUUAUGCUGGAGGGGUGGCCGCUGUCCUCUUCUUGCCAGCCACUGUGGCUUCCAUCUAUUGCCUCGCCUGGUCCACGUCCUACAUCAUGUUCCCCUUUGCCAUCUGGAGCUGCAAAGCCCAAUCCCCGCCUAAUGCUCACUAA
This is a messenger RNA of Melopsittacus undulatus (budgerigar), 813 nucleotides long. It is a transcript of the gene TMEM269, whose product is annotated as transmembrane protein 269. Gene Ontology annotation, molecular function: phosphotransferase activity, for other substituted phosphate groups. Bases 25 to 813 code for a protein of 262 amino acids. NCBI's taxonomy places the organism in Eukaryota, Metazoa, Chordata, Aves, Psittaciformes, Psittaculidae. Gene Ontology annotation, cellular component: membrane. The record is from RefSeq and is a predicted model, not a curated record. The transcript is spliced from 7 exons. Gene Ontology annotation, biological process: phospholipid biosynthetic process.